This is a messenger RNA of Acanthopagrus latus (yellowfin seabream), 937 nucleotides long. RefSeq names its product COMM domain containing 7 (gene commd7). Lineage: Eukaryota; Metazoa; Chordata; Actinopteri; Spariformes; Sparidae. Bases 108 to 707 code for a protein of 199 amino acids. The record is from RefSeq and is a predicted model, not a curated record. Gene Ontology annotation, biological process: tumor necrosis factor-mediated signaling pathway; negative regulation of DNA-templated transcription. The transcript is spliced from 9 exons. Gene Ontology annotation, molecular function: NF-kappaB binding.
AGGAGCGGCUCACUCUGAACGCAUGCGCAGUGAAGAACCCGGAAGUGGACUGCAGAGCGGAGCAGAGCAGUUUGUUGUUUUUUCAGAGAAACUGCUGAUUAGAAAAGAUGCAGCUUCACUUCACUAAAAAUGUUUUACCGGACUCUGUCAGCACCGACUUCCAGAACCUCAACAAAUUCAACGAGCAGCAAUUUCUUCGUCUGACUGAAAUUCUGUUCCAGUUCUUGCUGGAGCCUAAAGAGACGGAGAGGUUCAUGCAGCAGCUCAGUGAGUUUGCAGGGGAACAUGGGAUGAGUGCCGGUCCUCUGAGGAACCUGAUGAAGAGCGUCCUGCUGGUGCCACAGGGAGCCCUGAAGAAAAACCUGACAGCCGAGCAGAUCAAAGAAGACCUCGUCACGUUAGGACUUAACGAAGACAAGGCAGCUCAAUUUUCACAGCAGUGGGGCGAGCACUACGCAGCGCUGUCCAGACUCGCUGUCAGACAGACUCUGAUGGUGAACCAGCUGGUCGACAUGGAGUGGAAGUUUGGAGUGACAGUCGGCACCAGUGAAGUACAGAAAAUGGGUAACAUCUUCCUGCAGUUGAAGCUGGUGGUCAGAAAGGGGAAUUCCACAGAAAACGUCUACAUGGAGCUGACGCUCCCUCAGUUUUACAACUUCCUGCACGAGAUGGAAAGAGCUAAGGCCAGCAUGGAGUGUUUCAGCUGAGUGUGUGUGUGUGUGUGUGUGUGUGUGUGUGUGUGUGAAUGUAAGAGAGAGUGUGUGUGUUUUCAUGUCAGGCUGUAGCUGCAGGGCAGUGUGUGGUAUGUGUUACGUCAUUCUGAGUCUGUGUGUGGCUCUGACGGCCUCCCAGCGACUGAAGCUCAACACGAGAUACAAUUUAUUUACUGCCAGACGUUUAUACGGAAAUCUGCUAAUAAAAAUGAAUGAAAUGAAAA